Messenger RNA from Benincasa hispida (wax gourd), 2352 nucleotides. RefSeq names its product protein arginine methyltransferase 3 (gene PRMT3). Gene Ontology annotation, biological process: chromatin remodeling; peptidyl-arginine methylation, to asymmetrical-dimethyl arginine. Gene Ontology annotation, molecular function: histone methyltransferase activity; protein-arginine N-methyltransferase activity. Gene Ontology annotation, cellular component: nucleus. NCBI's taxonomy places the organism in Eukaryota, Viridiplantae, Streptophyta, Magnoliopsida, Cucurbitales, Cucurbitaceae. The record is from RefSeq and is a predicted model, not a curated record.
CAUAUGUGAAUAAUGUUAGGUCAAAUUUCGAGUGUUUUUAAAAAAAUGAAUCAAAUUUCGAGUGACCCUAAAUAGGGUCAUCAUGCAAAUUCCCCAAGAACCCCUGGCGACUCUUCUUGGUUUAUAGGGUUUAAGCAUCGCCGGCAACUACUGCUCUGUUUACUCUCUCGACAUACACCAUGGAUCAAUUUUCCGAAGAUCUCGACAAGGAAUUCUGCAACACGAAGAAAUUUGAGAGAGAAGAAGAAGAUGACGACGACGAGGAGCAAGAAGAUGGACAAGACGACUGGGACGAUUGGAAUGCAGACGAGGAAGAAGGAGAUGAAGCAUUUGAUUCGAAUUUUCUGUGUCUUUUCUGCAACUCAAACUACAAUGACUGUGACACUCUGUUCAACCAUUGCAACUCUGUCCACUAUUUCGAUUUUCACAGCAUCAGAAGGGCCCUGGGUUUGGACUUCUAUGGUUCCUUCAAAAUUAUCAACUACAUACGAUCUCAGGUAGCAGAGAAUAGGUGCUGGAGCUGUGGUCUCUCUUGUAAAUCAAACCAGGAUUUACAGAAUCAUUUACACAAAAUUUUAAAUCUCAAUGACAUAAAGGUUCUUUGGGAUGAUGAUAAAUAUCUAAAACCCUUCAGGCAAGAUGAUCCCCUCCUGUACAGUUUUACAGAAGACGAAGAGGAUGAUGAAGAAAUGACUAGAGAAAAUCUUCCAAUUCAUCCAAACCAAAACAAAGAAAAUGGAAUGGAAGAUUGUAGUUCUACUUCACAUGGUUAUUUGAAUACUCCAAGCAACUUAGAGGCUGAGAUUGAGAAAACUGUGAAAACCACGGAGACUUUGGGGUUGAAAGAUGAGAUGCAGGAAGACAAUCAAUUUAAAAUAGCCAGACGAAAUUUUGAUAGAAAGGAUAUAAAAAAUGCAAAUGAAAAUUACUUUGGUUCAUAUAGCUCUUUUGGCAUACACAGAGAGAUGUUAAGCGACAAGGUCAGAAUGGAAGCUUAUAUGGAGGCUAUUUUGCGAAAUCCGUCUCUCUUCCACAAUGCUACUGUGAUGGAUGUAGGCUGUGGAACAGGCAUACUUAGUCUCUUUGCUGCAAAAGCGGGUGCAUCAAGAGUUAUUGCAGUUGAAGCGAGUGAAAAGAUGGCAGCAGUGGCCACCCAAAUUGCAAAAGACAAUGGCCUCUGGUGGAACAGGAAACAAACUGGAGAUUGUGGUGUGUCAAGUGGGACUAUAGAAGUGGUUCAUGGUAUGGUAGAAGAACUUGAUAAGAACAUAGAGAUCAAGCCUCAUAGUGUUGACGUAUUAUUGAGUGAAUGGAUGGGCUAUUGCUUGUUGUAUGAAUCAAUGCUCAGCUCAGUUCUCUUUGCAAGGGAUCGUUGGUUGAAGCCUGGAGGUGCAAUCUUACCAGAUACUGCGACGAUUCUUGUUGCUGGAUGUGGAGUUGGUGGAACUAGUCUUCCAUUUUGGGAAAAUGUGUAUGGUUUCAAAAUGUCUUGUGUUGGCAAGGAACUUGUAAAAGAUGCUGCCAACGCUCCUAUUGUUGACAUUGUGGAUGCUAAUGAUUUAGUAACUAGUCCUGCAAUCCUCCAUACUUUCGAUCUAGCAACUAUGCAUCCUGAUGAAGUAGACUUCACUGCAAGUACCGAGUUGGAACCAAAUUCACAUGAUCCUUCAAACAACUCAAAUAGUGUUGAAGUUGAAGCAUCUUGGUGUUAUGGAGUUGUUCUAUGGUUUGAAACUGGUUUUACAAGCAGAUUUUGCAUGGGAUCACCGGCUGUUCUGUCUACAUCUCCAUAUACUCCCAAAACUCACUGGUCUCAGACCAUAUUAACCUUCAGAGAACCGGUUGCUAUAACAUCUAGAAAAUCGACAUCCAACAUAUCAGCACCAGUAGGUAGCCAUGCCUGCCCUGCUGUCAAAGUUCAUGUGCGUCUAAGCAUUGUCCGUGCGCCUGAACAUCGAAGCAUUGACAUUUCACUAGAGACUACUGGAAUCGCUGGUGAUGGUAGGAAGCGCCUCUGGCCUGUACAACUUUUCACACUAAGAUAGAGUAUGCAAACGUAAAUGACAGAUGCUUGGAUCCUGAAUCAGCAAUUUCAGACAAAAAACUGGUCGUUCCGUUUGUGUUCAGAAGAUUCAUCUAUGGAGUUCGUCAAUUUUGACUCUUAAUCUUUUAUAUGUAAGUUAUAUUAAUAGGCAUUGAGAAUGUAAGCGAGUUAAGCUAGUUAACUUUAGAAUGAUAUUGCUCUCUGUCUCUAAUAUCAUAGUGGUUGUUGAGGCUAUUAGUUUUGUUUUUAUUGUUGUAUUCUAUUGUGUGUAGUUUCAUAACACAACAAUGAAUUUGGUUUUUUAGGAA